This is a messenger RNA of Lactuca virosa, 3075 nucleotides long. The record is from the annotation of a GenBank genome assembly. NCBI's taxonomy places the organism in Eukaryota, Viridiplantae, Streptophyta, Magnoliopsida, Asterales, Asteraceae.
AUGCUGUUCCUGGGUAUGCACCGAGUUGGUGUCAUAGCUAAUCAGUUUCUCUACUGGAACGCUUUGACGCCAUGUACAAGCUUGAAGUCUCUACAUCGUGGGAUUCACCAAUUUGGAGGAACCAUCAUCAACCCCAUUAUCUCAGUUUUUUUAGAGAAGGGUUUCUCGGAGAUCACCAAUGAGACUGUUGGAAAAUCACUACAUGCUUUUUGUAUAAAGAAUUACCUCCGUCUAAGCAUAUUCCAUACAAAUACGUUGAUCAAUAUGUACUCAAAACAUGGCAAAUUCGAAGCCGCUCGCUACGUGUUCGAUGAAAUGCCUCAGAGAAACGAAGCUACAUGGAAUACCAUGAUCUCUGCUUUAGUUCGAGUUUCAUUGUACUCAGACGCCUUUCUUUUGUUAAGUCAAAUGCGUGCUCAAGGAUUUGAGACAAGUGGCUUCGUUAUUGCUAGUUUAUUAACCGGAUGCACUGGUUCAGGCUUUAUGCUACAUCACGGAUUUCAAAUCCAUGGUUUAAUUCUGAAAAACGGUUUAUUAUAUAAUGUGUAUGCAGGAACAGCCCUUCUAAACUUUUAUACUUCAUAUGGAUUCCAUUCCAGUGCUCAUAGUCUCUUUGACAAGAUGCCAGAAAAGAACGUGGUAUCUUGGACUUCAUUGAUGGUUGGCUACUCUGAUAAUGGAAAUCCCAUGGAGGUCAUAAACUUAUACCACAAAAUGAAGCAUGAAGAUGUCAAAUGUAACCAGAACACAUUCACCACUGUGAUUACUUCUUGUGGGUGUUUGGAAAACGAGUCAUUGGGUCUUCAAGUUCUUGGACAUGUCAUAAAAUGUGGAUUCGAAUAUGAUCUUUCAGUGUCCAAUUCUCUUAUAUCCAUGUUUGGUAAUAUUGGUAGCAUACAAGACGCCUGCUAUGUGUUCAAUCAAAUGAUUACACGUGACACUAUUUCAUGGAAUUCCAUGAUUUCUGCAUAUGCACGCAAUCAUUCAUUCAAAGAUUCCUUUCAAUGCUUUAAGUUCAUGCGUCAUCUCCGUGAAGAUCUUGAUCCAAUUACACUUUCUGCACUGUUAUCAGUAUGUAGCUCCAUGGACAAUCUCCUCUAUGGUGCUGCUGUUCAUGGUUUGGUCCACAAACUAGGGUUUGAUAUAAACUUAUCUCUAUGCAAUACCCUUUUGCUUUUUUAUUCAGAAACCGGAAAGCUCAAGGACAUGGUAAAGUUAUUUGAAGAGAUGCCAGAUAAGGAUUUAAUCUCAUGGAAUACAAUAAUAUCUGGUUAUAUUCAAGAAGGGGUGCACCUUGAUGCCUUGAAAGUGUUUGUUAAAAUGCUUCAGAGACAAAGACCUGUAAAUCAUGUGACUUUUUCUAGCGCAUUAUCUGCUUGUUCAAGCCAUAAAUUUUUAGCAGAAGCCCGAAUCCUUCAUGCACUUGUAUUCACAUCUGGUUUCCAUGGAAACCUAAUUGUUGGAAAUGCUUUAGUCACAAUGUAUGGAAAGCAAAAGAUGAUGUGGCAAGCUGAAAAAGUCUUUGAAAGAAUGCCCGAAAAAGACUUGGUGACGUGGAACACUCUGAUUGGAGGAUACACCGAAUGUGAACAACCAAAUCAAACAAUCAAAGCUUUUAACUUUAUGAGAAAACAAAACGAACCCAUUAACUACAUAACCUUGAUUCAAGUUCUUAGUUCUUGUGUUACCCCAAAUCAACUUUUCAGCCAUGGGAAACCGUUACAUGGGUAUGUGAUUCUUUCUGGUUUUGAUUCGGAUGAUUAUGUGAAAAAUUCCCUUAUUACAAUGUAUGGAAAGUGUAAUGAUUUGGAUUCAAGUACACGUAUUUUUAAUGGAUUUGUUAACAAAGAUUUCGUUUCUUGGAAUGCGUUUCUUGCUGCAAAUGCUCAUGGACAUGGAGAAGACGUUUUAAAAAGAUUCUCAGAGAUGAAGAAAAAUGGAAUCCAUUUGGAUCAGUUUACUUUCUCUUCGGCUCUUUCUGCUGCUUCUAACUUGUCUGCUCUUGAAGAAGGUCAACAGAUUCACGGUUUGACUUUUAAAUCCGGGUUUGACUCGCAUCAAUAUGUUACGACAGCUGUCACGGAUAUGUAUGGAAAAUGUGGCGAGAUUAAUGAAGUGAUGGAAAUGCUUCCGGAAGCAAAGAUUCGAGCAAUAGUGUUAUGGAAUAUUCUAAUAUCAUCAUUUGCAAGACAAGGAUUGUUUCAGGAAGCAAUUGAAGCUUUUCAUGAAAUGGUGAAAAUGGGAUUUAAGCCUGAUCAUGUCACUUUUGUUUCUUUGUUAUCAGCAUGUAGUCAUGGAGGUUUAGUGAACGAAGGUCUUGAAUAUUAUUCCUUAAUGACAACGAAAUUUGGAGUUCCUAUUGGUAUAGAACAUUGUGUUUGUAUAAUCGAUCUUCUUGGAAGAUCCGGGAAGCUUCUAGAAGCUGAAAAUUUCAUCAAGAAAAUGCCGGUCCCACCAAAUGACUUUGUGUGGCGAAGCUUGUUAGCUGCUUGUAGAAUCCAUGGAAAUUUAGAAUUGGGAAAACAAGCGUUAAAACAUCUUCUUGAAUCAAAUCCAUUAGAUGAUUCGGCUUUUGUUCUUUACUCAAAUGUAUGUGCAAGUAUUGGGAAAUGGGACUUUGUUCAUGAUGUUAGAUCAGAAAUGGAAUUUGGAAAUGUUAAGAAGAAACCCGCGUGUAGUUGGAUUAAGAUGAAAAGAAAGGUGAGUUCUUUUGCGAUAGGGGAUAAAUCGCACCCUGAAAGUGGAAAGAUAUAUGGAAAACUAGAUGAGAUUAAGAAAAUGGUUAAAGAAAGUGGUUAUGUUUGUGAUAUGAAGUUUGCAUUGCAAGAUAUUGAUGAAGAACAAAAGGAGGAUCAAUUAUGGAAGCAUAGUGAGAGGUUGGCACUUGCAUAUGGAUUGAUUAGUACGCCGGAAGGUUCGGAUUUGCAGAUAUUUAAGAAUCUUCGUGUUUGUGGUGAUUGUCAUGAGGUGUUUAAGUUUGUAAGUGAGAUUGUGAGGCGGAAAAUUAUACUUAGAGAUCCUUUUAGGUUUCAUCAUUUUAGAGAUGGGAAGUGUUCUUGUGGUGACUAUUGGUAG